This is a messenger RNA of Hibiscus syriacus, 921 nucleotides long. RefSeq names its product transcription factor RAX1-like. NCBI's taxonomy places the organism in Eukaryota, Viridiplantae, Streptophyta, Magnoliopsida, Malvales, Malvaceae. The transcript is spliced from 4 exons. The annotation marks the transcript as partial. The record is from RefSeq and is a predicted model, not a curated record.
ACCAUUGGAAGAGCUCCUUGCUGCGACAAAGCUAACGUGAAGAAAGGUCCAUGGUCACCCGAGGAAGACGCUAAACUCAAGGCAUAUAUAGAGGAAAACGGCACCGGUGGAAACUGGAUUGCCUUGCCUCACAAGAUAGGGCUUAAGAGAUGUGGCAAAAGUUGUAGACUCAGAUGGUUGAAUUAUCUUCGACCCAAUAUCAAGCAUGGAGGGUUCUCUGAGGAAGAAGACAACAUAAUCUGCAGCCUUUACAUAAACAUCGGAAGCAGAUGGUCCAUAAUUGCAGCCCAAAUGCCGGGGAGAACUGAUAACGACAUUAAGAACUACUGGAACACCAAGCUUAAAAAGAAGCUGCUGGCCAAACUGCGACCACCACUGCAACCGCCGCCAAUCACCACCACCACCACUGCAAUCUCCAACUCCAUGAAUUCUCCAUACCCUUUUGAUUUUUCUUCUCCCCAAGAUCAUCUAUACGAGAAUUCAUUCAGUCAAGGGCUUGAUGGUUUCCCAGGUGAGCUUAUCUGCAGCAAUAAUCAGCAUAUAUUUAAUGGAUUUGAGGGUUUCUAUGGCGCAAACAACAUGGUCGACGGCGGCAGCUGCUGGGGAGACAUAAAUUCUGUUGGCUUUCCACAAGUUUAUUCCUAUGAUAACAACACUGUACAUGGGCGUCCAAAUUUGCUUUGCACUUUGAGAACUGCCGAGACAGGUGGACCGAGAGGACAGCUGGGUAGUCAAACUUUAUGGGAUACUACAAUGCAAAAGUUGGUUGAUCUUAACUCGGUGGGAUUUUGGGUAUUGGCAAAUGAUGAGCCAUUCAGUUUUAUUUUUGAGCAGGUUACAAAGCAGUUGGGUAAUUUCAUCGGGGUGUUUAUGGAGUUUGAUGCGAAAGUAGUUACUUUGGGAUAUAAGGGAAGUCUGUGA